AUGGCUUUUAGAUCAACUGGUUACUGGAAAUGGUUGACAAGUCGGUUAAGAGGAAAUGCACAUGCAACAUCAACCUCGCCAAAAAGGCAGGUGUAUGCAGGUCCAGCAGCUGAUUUUGGCCAUCUUGAUCUUGUUGAAGAGCUGCUGAAAGCACCAAAUGUUCGUGUCAAAAAGAAGUUAAGGGAAACAAUUCCUGAAGUAGUGGUACCAGAUAAAGUGGUUGACGAGGGCAAGAAAUUCGUUGAGAAAUCCUUCUACAGGAAGGCAGCUCACGUUCAGGAGUUUGAGAUUGGUAUUCAGUACAUGCCUAAUCCCAUUUGCAAAGAUGUUUACGCUCACCCUCUCAAAGCAGAGACACUAAAAUCUGUGGGAAGAGAACCUCAGCAGCUUUGA
Molecule: messenger RNA, 393 nt
Organism: Populus nigra (black poplar)
Lineage: Eukaryota; Viridiplantae; Streptophyta; Magnoliopsida; Malpighiales; Salicaceae
Exons: 3
Coding region: 1-393 (130 amino acids)
Source: RefSeq, a predicted model, not a curated record